UGUUGCCAAUAAAUGAAAAAACAAUAAGAGAAUUGCAACAUAAUCCCAAAAAGGGGGCAUUCCGAGAAUCGAACUCGGGACCUCUCGCACCCGAAGCGAGAAUCAUACCACUAGACCAAAUGCCCGACUCCUUGUUAGUGUUUGCUUAAACAAGAGGAUAACUAUUGCAAGCUGGCAAUUAAUUUGACCGUUUGACUUCUUCUCCACCGCCUUGAAUUAUUCUGCCAUCCGCAAUUCACUGCAAUCCACAUAAGUAAUUAAUUAAUCCUAUCUCCUCUCUCCUCCACUCCAUGCCAUGCUUCUGUUUAUACCCCCAUUCCAUUCACAGGGAAUUAAGAUGAUCAAGCUGAGGUCCCCGUCCAGAUAGAGGAGACGAAGAGAACAACCAGCUAGCCAGCGGCGGUUGGAUCUGUUGUCUUCUUGCUCUCUCAGCCUCAGCCCAUUCAUCGAUUCAAUCUUGAGGCAGAGUUUGGAGGCAAUUGCUUGAUUGAUAAUGGCCUUUGCGGGAACAACCCAGAAGUGCACAGCCUGUGACAAGACUGUUUAUCUCGUGGAUCGCCUUGCUGCCAAUAACCGCAUUUACCACAAGGCCUGCUUCAGAUGCCACCACUGCAAUGGCACUCUCAAGCUCAGCAAUUUCAACUCUUUCGAGGGCGUUCUCUACUGCAGGCCUCACUUUGAUCAACUCUUCAAGAGAACAGGCAGCCUGGAGAAGAGUUUCGAAGGAACCCCAAAAGCUGCCAAACUAGAGAAACCAAGUACUGCAAAUAAGGUCUCAAAUAUGUUUGCUGGUACCAGGGAGAAGUGUGUGGAAUGCAAUGUCACUGUUUAUCCGAUUGAGAGGGUCACUGUCAAUGGGACUCCAUACCACAGAAGCUGCUUCAAAUGCACGCACGGAGGCUGCACCAUAAGCCCAUCCAACUAUAUUGCCCAUGAAGGAAGGCUCUACUGCAAGCAUCACCACACCCAACUCUUCAAAGAGAAAGGGAACUACAGCCAGCUAGAAAAUGACUUUGGAUCAGAGGGGACUGUUCCCCUUGCUUCCACUGAAAUUGCUGCUAAAUCAUAACCCACUGGAGAUGACCAAAUUGUGCCCACUUUUUGCCCCUCUUUUCAUUUUACACACAACCUCGACAUGUUUGCAAUGUUAGAAGAAAUGUCCCUUCCCUUCCAGGGAUCAUGAGUUUUUGGUGUGUUUGGGCUCUUGAUUAUGCAGGAACUUGUGAUUGACAUGUGUUGUUGUGGACUUGUUCUAGA
Messenger RNA from Diospyros lotus (date-plum), 1257 nucleotides. Its product is annotated as LIM domain-containing protein WLIM1-like. Gene Ontology annotation, molecular function: actin filament binding. Gene Ontology annotation, cellular component: plasma membrane; actin cytoskeleton. The transcript has 4 exons. The coding region runs from base 494 to 1069 and encodes 191 amino acids. NCBI's taxonomy places the organism in Eukaryota, Viridiplantae, Streptophyta, Magnoliopsida, Ericales, Ebenaceae. Gene Ontology annotation, biological process: actin filament bundle assembly. The record is from RefSeq and is a predicted model, not a curated record.